Fusarium graminearum PH-1 is the source of this 3603-nucleotide messenger RNA. RefSeq lists its product as uncharacterized. The transcript is spliced from 6 exons. The coding region runs from base 1 to 3603 and encodes 1200 amino acids. The record is from RefSeq and is a predicted model, not a curated record. NCBI's taxonomy places the organism in Eukaryota, Fungi, Ascomycota, Sordariomycetes, Hypocreales, Nectriaceae.
AUGGCUAUCGGUAGAACCAAGCGAGGAAAGAUCGGAAACAGGUUGAUUCCACAGAUUUUGGACGAUCUCGCCGCUACGGAGCCUGAUCGCAUCAUUUACUCCUGGGCCAAGUCCUCGGACUUGUCACAGGGUUUCCGCCAUGUAUCUGCUCGUGCCUUUACGAGAGCAGUCGAUAAGACGGCGUGGUUACUUCAGCGAGAACUAGGAGAGACCUCAGAGAUCCGCGCUAUCUUGUUGACAUUCGCCUGUAUCAAAGCCAACUACACCGCUUUAUUCCUCUCUCCAAAGAACAGUGUUGAGGGAGCUUUAGCCGUUCUCGAUGCGGCAGAUUGUAACAUCUGGGUCAACCCCGCUGGCGAGAGGCCAACACCACUCGUGGAUGACUUCGUGCAGCAACGUGCCAUGCACGUGAUGCACCUGCCGCUGUUGAGCGAGCUUCUUCCUGAAGACGAGAGCGAGAUGGAGGACGUGAAGCCGUUUCCUUACACAAAGUGCUGGGAAGAUGCGAUAAACGACACAUUCUGCAUUCUUCAUACCUCGGGCUCGACUGGCCUGUCAAAGCCCAUCAAGUGGACACACGGGUUGAUUGGUACUGUGGAUGCUGUCCGACUGCUUCCCCCUCAUGAAGGUAUGGAGCCCUGGGCGAAAGGGUGGGAUGAUGGUGAUACGCUGUACUCGACAUUCCCGAUGAGCCAUGGGGCGGGGAUCUUGAUGGACGUCGUUAUAGCGCCACUAUUUGGCCUGCACUGCGUCCUUGGGCCUCGAGACGUGAUACCCAAUUUGGAACUCAUAUCGUCUCUGGCAGACCACAUCGAAAUUGACAUCUGGAGCAUGAUUCCUUCGCUCAGUGACGAACUUGGCGAAGCACCUGACAUCUUGCCAAAACUUAGCCGGUCGAAAUUUAUUUGUGCUUCAGGAGGGCCCGUGAGUAGUGUUUUGGGCUCCAAGGUGAACGAGUUCAUUCGUGUCUUGAAUCUGACCGGCACAUCAGAAGGUCUAUUCAUCGGCAACCUGUGGGUGGACAGAAAAGACUGGCACUGGUUUGCCUUCCACCCUUGGUCUGGCUUUGACUUUAAGAUGGUCGAGCCUGGUCUUUAUGAACAGUGGAUCCAUCGUAACGAACAUGCAGAACUUUUCCAGGGUCUCUUUCAAACCUUUCAAGAUGUGGAGAGUUUCAACUUCAAGGACCUGUAUGUUCCGCACCCGACUAAGCCGGGCCUCUGGGCAUCUCACGGUCGCAGCGAUGAUGUUGUGGUCCUUUCGAACGGAUACAAGAUCUCGCCUCUUGAUACAGAGGCCCUUGUCGCAUCUCACCCGGCCGUUGAUGGGUGUUUGAUGAUCGGAUCAGGUAAGCCGCAAGCUGGUCUACUCAUCGAGCUGAAAGAUCCAACAAUAAAGAAGGACGACGACAACGCUGAAGCGCUCUUCAACAGCAUCUGGGCCGUGGUUGAGAGGGCCAACUCCCUGUCUCUGCACAAGAACCAGCUGCACCGGGACUAUGUCGCCUUUUCUGAAGCGAACAAGCCAUUUAUCCGUACCGAUAAGCGCACCAUCAAACGCCGGGCUACUAUGGCACUGUAUGAAGAUUACAUACAGCGCUUCUACCAAUCAAGAACAGAGGAUGAUGGCGGAGAUGGAGCUGCGGCUAUCGGGUUCAUCACAGUCGACACAUCAUCCUUGGACUCGACUACUCGCGCAGUUCGACAUGUGCUGGCUUCGAUUGUGCCUGUGGUAAAAGAUUCCCCCGCGGACGCUGAUAUGUUUACUCUUGGGUUCGACUCACUUCUCGUCUUCCGCGCUACCAAGACGAUUGCGGCAGUUACAGAUCUUGGUGGGAAAUUCUCACCGAGGAACUUCUAUGCUGGCCCGACGAUCGAAGCGAUCGUCGCAACUGUCAUGCGACUAGCUUCUGAGCGCAGAGCCAUGAUAAUAGAUGGCACCAUUGCCUCAUCGCCGACCGAACAGCAUCAACAAGACCCAAAGGAAGUAGUGAUGAGUACACUCAUAAAACGACACAAGGCUGUUCUAUCCUCCAAGCUGGGCCCAAUGGACCUUUUUGGAGGGAACAUGUACGAGGGCGUUAACGUCUUCAUUCCUCUCUGUCCAGAUGUGCCGUUUAAGCAGGCGUAUAAAGUGCUCCAGCGAGGUCUUGUUCGCGCGAUGGAGAUCGUGCCGGAUCUCGCAGGUAAAGUUAUACCCUGUUCGGAGCACGAGAUUGGAUACAAGAAGGGAGAUCUUCGUCUCAGUCUUCCUCCACUGCCCUCUACUGUCUUGGGGAUGACUGCCCCGGAGGAGCCACGACAACUGCGCUUCAAGGACCUGUCGUCCGUCCUGCCAUCCUACGCUGAGCAGAAAGUUUCUGGAUUCUUGACGUCAGCUUACCCCGACGAGCUUCUGACUACGUGUCCGGCUUUUCCUUCACUGCCUGCGGACGUGUGUAAUAUCCAGGCCAAUUUCAUCGAGGGUGGUUGUGUGCUGGCCUUCAAUGUUCAUCAUCACGCUCUUGAUGGUGUCGGAUUGUUGAUAGCACUUACGGUUUGGGCAGAAUGCUGUCGAUUCGUCCAGGGUGAUCAGUCUGCGACUUGCACGUGGCUGCACCCAGAGAGCCUCAAUCGUGAUAUGCUAUCUGUCUUGUACGAGUUGGAGGGCUUCGCGAAGCCGGCAAGUGAAAUCGACCCCAAGGUUUGGGGUUUCCUACCAUACGCCGAUCCGGCGCUGAACGGCAAGGACGCAACUGCAGCCAACGGACAUGGGACUGAGCCAAGAACCGAGAAGGCUCCUUUGUCUCGCAAUCUGCCUGAACCGCCUCGUCUACCUCCAUGUGAGCACUGGCCACCCAAAGCUCGAUUGGAUGGUCGCACACUGGCAGCGUCGACCUUCCUUAUCUCGGCCGAGAAGCUGAAGAGACUCCAAGAGAGUGUAGAGCUUGCUGAAGCUACUGAUCCAGAACGUCAAAGUCUCAGCAACGAGUCAGUGUCACUAUCCCUCGGCGAUGUACUCCAAGCCUUCUUCUGGCGCGCCGCCGUCCGGGCUCGUCGUCGCCCUGAGAACACCUCGGCCGAUGACACAUCCAUCAUCGAGAUGCCCACCGACGUCCGACCCUACUUCAGCGCGCACCUACCGCCAACGUACAUGGCCAACAGCGUCAUCAUGAAUCGACAGCACGUGUCCGUCUCGAAGCUCUGCUCAUCCGAGACAACCGUUUACGAAAUUGCUCAAAUCUGUCGCGAGGCGCGCACUCGAAUUGAUCAAGAGCUUGUCCACGAUGCAUUUGGUCUGCUUCAUACGAUCCAAGACAACAGUCCAGGAAACCACACUACAGCCUUCCUGGGCCAGGGUAUCCAGGACGGCCCACACUCGCUCUUCAACAACAUGAUGCUAUUCCACGCAAAGGAUAUUGGGGCAUUUGGCGGAAACAUCUUUGAUGCGCCUGAUGCUGUGAGGGUCCAAAUGGAUUGGCUAAACAAAGCCUUCAGGAGUCUGUUUAUUCUGCCGAUAAGAGAUGAUGGCGGUGUCGAGUUGCUUCUCGGGACGUUUCCUGAGGAACUGGAUGCUAUGAGAAAUGAUGAGGAGUUUAUGCAGUUUGCCGAGUUUCUGGGAUAG